Neomonachus schauinslandi (Hawaiian monk seal) is the source of this 1110-nucleotide messenger RNA. RefSeq names its product leucine rich repeat containing 19 (gene LRRC19). Gene Ontology annotation, cellular component: plasma membrane. The record is from RefSeq and is a predicted model, not a curated record. Gene Ontology annotation, molecular function: protein binding; signaling receptor activity. Gene Ontology annotation, biological process: interleukin-8 production; positive regulation of non-canonical NF-kappaB signal transduction. The transcript is spliced from 4 exons. Lineage: Eukaryota; Metazoa; Chordata; Mammalia; Carnivora; Phocidae. The coding region runs from base 1 to 1110 and encodes 369 amino acids.
AUGAAAACUACAUGUAUCACAAUCUUGUUUUGGCCCCUCUCUCUGCUAUUAUUAUCAGACGAAAGCCAGUCUUCUCAAACAGAAGUCAAAUGUAAUUUCACUGAAAAGAAUUAUUCUUUGAUUCCAGCAGAUAUCAAUAAAAAUGUUACUAUACUUGAUCUCAGUUAUAACCAAAUUACUUUGAAUAUUACAGACACCAGGGUUCUACAAACAUAUUUUUUACUCACUGAACUCUAUUUGACUGAGAACAAUGUCACUAUGUUAUAUAAUAAUGGCUUUGGUAACCUCUCCAAUCUAGAAAUUUUAAAUAUCUGUAGAAACUCCAUCCACGUAAUUCAACAGGGUGCGUUCAUGGGCUUAAAUAAACUAAAACAGUUACAUCUCUGCCAAAACAAAAUAUUUCAACUGAAUCCUGAUGUAUUUGUGCCUCUAAAAAACCUGAUACUUCUGAAUCUGCAAGGCAAUUUCAUAAGCUAUUUUGAUGUACCACAACUGUUUCAUCUGGAAUUAAUAAUUUUAUAUGGAAAUCCAUGGAACUGCUCUUGCAGUCUACUGAAUUUGCAGAACUGGUUGAACACAUCAAAUGUGACACUAGAAAAUGAGAACAUCACCACGUGCACCUACCCAGAUAUCCUGAUGUACUACAGUAUCAAAACAGUACCUUAUAAUGCUGAGUGCUACUCAACAUUUCCUCCACCUAUAAAUGAAGAUCUUUAUAACCAUUUUCAGUCCAUUAACAACUCAACAUUUAAUAGCUCUUUGAACAACUUAAAAAACUCAGAACAUAAACUUCUUGGAAAAAGCUGGGCUUUUCUUGUUGGUGUGGUAGUCACUGUACUGAUGACUUCAUUCCUCAUUUUUGUUGCUAUCAAAUGCCCAAUAUGGUAUAAUAUACUGCUUAGUUACAAUCAUCAUCGCCUGGAAGAGCAUGAAGCAGAAACCUAUGAAGAUGCUUUUACUGGAAAUUCAAGUUCUCCUUCACAGGCCCCAGAUACAAACUCUGAAGAAACUACAGUAAUAUUUGAACAACUACAUUCAUUUGUGAUAGAUGACGAUGGGUUUAUUGAAGACAAAUACAUAGAUACACAUGAAUUAUGUGAAGAAAAUUAA